This is a messenger RNA of Didymella exigua CBS 183.55, 501 nucleotides long. RefSeq lists its product as uncharacterized. The transcript has a single exon. The coding region runs from base 128 to 283 and encodes 51 amino acids. The record is from RefSeq and is a predicted model, not a curated record. Lineage: Eukaryota; Fungi; Ascomycota; Dothideomycetes; Pleosporales; Didymellaceae.
ACGAACAGUAUGGCAACCUUAUGACUAAGAUCUUUUUUGUCUGGGGUGCCACCUGCACUGCUUGUGUUUUUUCGCCUACUUCCUGGUCCCUGAGAUCGAGGCUUUGUCCCUAGAGCAGAUCGACAACAUGCUCAAGGAGACUACACCUCGUCGCUCCACUAAGUGGGUCCCUCAUUCUACCUUUGCUGGCCAUGGCGAGACUUCUUCGCUCGAGUCCACUGACAAAGCUGGUAUUCGUGCUCGUCACGAGGAGAAUAUUACCCAACCCGAGAGCAGGGUUUAGGUCUUCGGCGGAUCUUUUUAUGAUAUGAUGAUGGCACAAAGGCGAGUUGCGCACCAUCCAUGUUGUGGCGACGGUGCACGAUGGGUGCUCUUUUCCUGCGCAAGGCGUUCUGCCUCUCUCAUUUUAUCUCAUUUGGCGUACUUGACAAUGUCCUUUGGCUUUUUCUACGCUUGCUAGCAAGCAACAGCGCUCAUCGUCUCCGAAUGAUGGCAUCUGAU